AUGCAUCAGAAGAAUGCAGCCGCGGCCGCAUCUCGCGAUGAGAAUGGCGAGGGGGAAAAGGACGACAAAGCGGAAUCUGGCGAGGGCGAAAGGCUGACGAAUCCAUUCGCGGACGACGAGGACGAUGAGGAGAACUCGAGCGACGAGGACGAUGGCGGCCGCCAAGGCCCGGGUGCGGCUGGAGUAAUGUCGGGUGCAUGGGGCCAAUCUGACCAAGCAUCUUGGUGGCGUGGCGGGGGACAGCAGGGCCAGAGCGCAGAGUUUGACGGGCAGGACGACUCGGACGCAGACGAGGAAGACGAGGAGUUUGGCGAUUUUGCGAUGCCCGAGGUGGAACCGGCGCCAGGAACGGAUCCCAACGACAAGAGCAUCUUGAGGCCCCUUGCCGUGUACCCGUCACCGGGAGGGGCCGGGGGCAAAGCCUUCGGCGGCCUGUGGCCGUUCGCGGGCAAGAAAGAUGGCAAGGACGACAAGCCUGACGCAGACAAUGGGUCUACAGACGACGCAGCUACGGGAGACGAUGAGAAGCCGGUCCAGGCGGCCAUCGAGGCUGCCCGCCGGACGAGCAUUGAGGAUCCCGAUGAUGAGGAGGAGGUGGUGGUGCAGAAACCGUCGGGCCUGUGA
Molecule: messenger RNA, 624 nt
Organism: Colletotrichum graminicola M1.001
Lineage: Eukaryota; Fungi; Ascomycota; Sordariomycetes; Glomerellales; Glomerellaceae
Exons: 1
Coding region: 1-624 (207 amino acids)
Source: RefSeq, a predicted model, not a curated record